This is a messenger RNA of Bursaphelenchus okinawaensis, 1841 nucleotides long. The record is from the annotation of a GenBank genome assembly. NCBI's taxonomy places the organism in Eukaryota, Metazoa, Nematoda, Chromadorea, Rhabditida, Aphelenchoididae.
AUGCAGCUGGCUACUUUUUUUAUUUUGACCGUGGGGUUGGUGGUUGCUCAGGAGCACCCGGAAUGGAUUCAAAUCGACGAAAAUAAGUGUGGUGGUUGCGAAAAGGAGCAUAUUUGCUAUAAGCCCAAGCAGUAAGUUUUUAAAUUUUUGAGGAAUUUAUGGGAUUUCUAAGCGAAGUAGGCCUGUAAAAAGGUCCUACUAGGUUUAUGUAUUACUAAAAGCUGAUAGGACUAGAUCUGAAAUAGACCAAACCCAAAAAACAAUUGAAGGAAGUUUGGCUGAGCCGACGUAGGUUAACCCAAGGGCCGGAUCCAAACCAUAGUCCUUAAGGGACAACUUGGUACCACAAUGAAAGAGAUUGUCUUGCGAAAACUGUAAAAAAAUCUGUACUUGAAAGUAGGUCUAACCUAGCCGGAACAUGUGGGCCCAGGGGGAAUCCCUAAAUUAAAGACCACUUGAAGAGCGGGCCCGAAAAAUGGGGCCAGCCCGGUUGAUUUACUACUUUUACUAACUAGAAGCCAAUAUUUUUUUCUCAUUGUGUAGGAGGCCUUAUAAAAAAACAAUGAAAAGAUUUUGAUUGGAUUAUUAUAAGCCGUCUUUGUUACAUAUUUUAAAAAACUGACUCCAACUAUUCAUAUGGUCACGAUGCUCUCACUAAGGAAUGCAAAUCUUUAGCUUUUUGAACAUAAUAGCAUACUAUUAAGUUCGAAAUUAAACAAACUGGUACAGUGGCAUACUGUAAAGAUCAAAAAUAAAUAAGUUGGCAUACUGUGAAACCAGCAAAUCUAAAGUAACUUGUUUGUUUAAAAAAAACAUUUUUAACACUAAUGCAUUAUAAUGCCACUUCAGUUAAUACAUAAUUCCAAUAAGUACUUACCUUGUAACGGAUUUAAAAAGUAUUUAAAAGUACCUACUCAAGUCUCAAUAUGAACAUAUCAAUACUAAAUAAAGUACUUUUAAUCUGCAAUACUAAUAAGAUAUGCUAAUCUGAAUAAUUACCUGUUUCUGGUUGAAUUAUAUUUUUCAAGUAAACAACUAUACGCGGGUAUUAUUCUGUUAUUCAUAUACUAGCAUGUUUUUUUAAUCUGUUGUAUGAAUAAAUAAAUUUUUAAACAAUUGAUAGUGUUUGCACUCACUUUUUAUUACUUUGAGUGGGUUAGAGGCAAAGUGCAAAAUAAAAAAUAAAAAAAAGUAAAAAGGUACAUACUUAAGUAUAUAGAGACUUGUACAGAGCCAAACCUAAAUUUUUGGUCCGCCAUGUGAGCUUUUUGUUUGGUACGACCCUCGAGCUCAGGUGUGUCGGCGCGGCCCUGUUUUUUCCAAAGUUACUUCGGUGUAGCCCGUGCUGAGCGUAAUAGGACCACAUUCUUUCCUUUGGUUUUGGGCCUCCGCCCUCAGGCUCACGUGUGUCGACGCGACCCGGUUUUUUCCAAGUUACUUCCAGCCCGGCCCAGUGCUGAGCCUAGUAAGCCCACUUUCAGAUUUAGAUACCUACUGGGCCUAGUAGGCUCGGUCCUUUUUUAGGUAUAUUAAAUAAGCCCAUUCAGGUCUAUGUACUGGGCAUAUUGGGUCUUCUUUCGGUUCUAUUAGAUUGUUCACAUACUUCUGCGGCUUCUAACCCCACACAUUUAAAAAAAAAUUUUAAAGACAAAUUUUAAGGUAGUACAAAAAAAACCAAUUUCAGAUUUGACUAUCCCCGCAUGUGUGUACCAAAGUCAUUUGAAAUCAACCUGUCGUUUAAGAAAAGUUUGCCCAAGUACUGUAAGGGCAUUGUCAAUGAAUUUUUUGAAAGCCGUAUGAAUAAUGUGAGUCCAGUAACGUCCCGACUACGAGUUUUGUAA